Ictidomys tridecemlineatus (thirteen-lined ground squirrel) is the source of this 10970-nucleotide messenger RNA. NCBI's taxonomy places the organism in Eukaryota, Metazoa, Chordata, Mammalia, Rodentia, Sciuridae. The record is from RefSeq and is a predicted model, not a curated record.
AAUUUGGUUUUUCUCUUUAGUGUCUCAAUGAAAUCCUGGAGUCAGCAGAUGCACCUUUAGAAGUCACCGAAGGAUUUAUUCAGUCGAUUUCUCUGUCAGUUCCGUGGGGCUCCUUGCUACAGGACAAUUGUGCACUGGAAGUAAAAGGAUUAGAAAUGGUCUUCCGACCUAGACCUCGUCUAGCAACUGGUUCUGAGCCUAUGUAUUGGUCAAGUUUCAUGACCAGCAGUAUGCAACUGGCAAAAGAAUGUCUUAGCCAAAAAUUAACAGAUGAACAAGGAGAAGGAUCCCAGCCUUUUGAAGGGCUUGAAAAAUUUGCUGAAACCAUCGAAACAGUACUAAGAAGAGUAAAAGUCACUUUUAUAGACACUGUUUUGAGAAUUGAACAUGUGCCAGAAAAUUCCAAAACUGGAACAGCCCUUGAAAUUCGAAUAGAAAGAACUGUAUACUGCGAUGAAACUGCUGAUGAAUCCUCAGGAAUUAAUGUACAUCAGCCCACAGCUUUUGCUCACAAGUUACUUCAGCUCUCUGGAGUGUCUCUCUUUUGGGAUGAGUUUUCUGCAUCAGCAAAAUCUUCCCCAGUGUGUUCGACUGCACCAGUGGAAAAUGAGCCAAAGCUGUCACCUAGCUGGAACCCCAAAAUUGUUUAUGAGCCACACCCACAACUAACUAGAAAUUUACCAGAGAUAGCGCCCUCUGACCCAGUGCAGAUUGGUGGAUUAAUUGGUAGGUUGGAGUUGAGUCUCACAUUGAAACAGAAUGAAGUACUUCCUGGAGCUAAGUUGGAUUUUGAUGGACAGAUAGACUCUAUUCAUCUAUUCCUGUCACCAAGACAGGUACACUUGCUUUUGGAUAUGUUAGCAGCUAUUGCUGGACCAGAAAAUUCUAGCAAAAUAGGGUUAGCUAAUAAAGAUAGGAAAAACCGACCUAUGCAGCAGGAAGACGAGUAUCGAAUUCAGAUGGAAUUAAACCGGUAUUAUUUGAGAAAAGAUUCUCUUUCUGUGGGUGUAUCUUCAGAGCAAAGCUUUUAUGAGACAGAAACGGCUCGUACACCUUCUAGCCGUGAAGAAGAAGUUUUCUUCUCCAUGGCUGAUAUGGACAUGUCCCAUAGUCUCUCUUCUCUUCCACCCCUUGGGGAUCCCCCAAAUAUGGACCUGGAGUUAUCACUAACUAGUACAUACACUAAUACCCCAGCCGGAUCUCCAUUAAGUGCUACUGUGCUUCAGCCAACAUGGGGAGAGUUCCUUGAUCAUCAUAAAGAACAGCCAGUGAGGGGGUCAGCAUUUCCAUCCAACCUGGUUCACCAGACAUCUUUGCAGAAGGCUGCUCUCCCAUCUAGAUCUGUUUCAAUGGAUGAAUCCAGGCCUGAGCUUAUUUUUAGACUAGCUGUUGGAACUUUUUCAGUCUCUGUGCUUCACAUUGAUCCUUUAUCUCCACCUGAAACGUCAUUGAGCCUCAACCCAUUGACACCUAUGGCUAUAGCUUUCUUUACUUGUAUAGAAAAGAUUGAUCCAGCAAGAUUUUCAUCUGAUGAUUUUAAGUCUUUCCGAACAGUAUUUGCAGAAGCUUGCUCACAUGAUCACCUCAGAUUUAUAGGUACUGGCAUCAAAGUAGCCUAUGAACAAAGACAAAGAUCAGCUUCCCGGUAUUUUAGUACUGAUACAUCCAUUGGACAAAUGGAGCUUUUGGAGUGUCUAUUUCCAACCGACUGUCAUUCUGUUCCUCCUCACUACACAGAGCUUUUAACAUUUCAUUCUAAAGAAGGAACUGAUGCCCACCCCCCUGUGUGUCUUCAACUUCAUUAUAAGCAUUCUGAGAAUAGAGGACCCCAGGGCAAUCAAGCAAGACUUAGUUCAGUUCCUCAGAAGGCGGACUUACAAAUUAAAUUAAAUCCAGUAUGUUGUGAACUGGAUAUAAGUAUUGUGGACCGGUUAAAUUCCUUGCUUCAACCACAGAAACUUACUACAGUAGAGAUGAUGGCCUCUCACAUGUAUACUUCAUAUAAUAAGCAUAUCAGUCUGCACAAGGCUUUCACUGAAGUAUUUCUAGAUGAUUCACACAAUCCUGCAAAUUGUCGAGUAUCAGUUCAAGUUGCCACUCCAGCAUUAAAUCUUUCUGUUCGUUUCCCAAUACCUGAUCUUCGGUCAGAUCAAGAAAGAGGACCAUGGUUUAAGAAGUCACUUCAGAAGGAGAUCCUUCAUUUAGCAUUCACAGAUCUAGAAUUUAAGACGGAGUUUAUAGGAGGCUCAACCCCAGAACAAAUUAAAUUGGAACUUACCUUUAGAGAACUAGCUGGGUCAUUCCAGGAGGAGAAAGGGGAGCCAUCUGUUAAAUUUUUCCAUGUAUCUGGUGGAGUAGAUGGAGAUACAGCAUCGUCAGAUGACUUUGACUGGCCACGAAUGGUACUGAAAAUAAACCCACCAGCCAUGCAUUCCAUUUUGGAGAGAAUAGCAGCUGAAGAGGAGGAAGAAAAUGGUCACUACCAGGAAGAGGAGGAAGGAGGUGCUCAUUCUCUGAAAGAUGUCUGUGACCUAAGGAGACCAGCCCCAUCUCCUUUUUCUUCUCGUAGAGUAAUGUUUGAAAAUGAACAGAUGGUGAUGCCAGGAGACCCUGUAGAAAUGGUGGAGUUUCAGGAUAAAGCAAUCAGCAAUUCUCACUAUGUGUUGGAACUAAUGUUACCGAAUAUUCAUGUAACAUUACCUAAUAAGAGCUUUUAUGAGAGACUUUAUAAUAGGAUCUUUAAUGACUUGCUACUGUGGGAGCCCACAGCUCCUUCACCAGUGGAGACAUUUGAAAAUAUUUCCUAUGGUAUUGGGCUUUCAGUAGCCAGUCAACUGAUUAACACCUUCAACAAAGAUAGUUUUAGUCCAUUUAAAUCUACAGUUCACUAUGAUGAAGAAAGUGGAUCUGAAGAAGAGACUUUGCAGUAUUUUUCUACUGUUGAUCCCAACUAUCGUUCUCGUAGGAAAAAAAAAUUAGACUCUCAGAACAAGAAUUCUCAGAGUUUUCUCUCAGUUCUUCUGAAUAUUAAUCAUGGAUUAAUGGCAGUGUUCACAGAUGUAAAGCAAGAUAAUGGAGACCUACUGGAAAACCAGCAUGGUGAAUUUUGGUUAGAGUUCAAUAAUGGAUCAUUAUUUUGUGUAACAAAAUAUGAAGGUUUUGAUGACAAGCACUACAUUUGCCUUCAUUCUAGCAGUUUCAGUCUGUACCACAAAGGCGUAGUAGAUGGAGCAGUUCUUCCUACAGAAACACGACUUCCCUGUUCAACGCGCCCUCAUUGGUUGGAGCCUACUAUUUACUCUUCUGAAGAAGAUGGUCUCAGUAGAACUGCUUCAGAUGGUGUUGGAGGAGACAAUUUGAAUAUGCUCUCGGUUGCAGUUAAAAUAUUAUCUGAUAAAUCAGAGUCUAAUACAAAGGAAUUUCUCAUUGCUGUAGGACUAAAAGGAGCCACUCUGCAGCACAGAAUGCUUCCUUCUGGGCUUAGCUGGCAUGAGCAGAUUUUAUACUUCUUGAAUAUUGCUGAUGAACCUGUUUUGGGGUAUAAUCCUCCAACUUCAUUUACAACUUUUCAUGUUCACCUUUGGAGCUGUGCACUUGAUUACAGGCCCCUUUAUUUGCCAAUCCGAUCUCUUCUUACAGUUGAAACAUUCAGCAUUUCUAGUAGUGUUGCACUGGAUAAGUCGUCUUCUACUCUCAGAAUAAUCAUGGAUGAGGCUGCUUUACAUCUGUCUGACAAAUGUAACACUGUCACUGUAAAUUUGAGUAGAGAUUAUGUUCGUGUGAUGGAUAUGGGGCUUUUAGAAUUAACCAUAACUGCGGUGAAGUCUGAUUCUGACAGAGAGCAAACUGAGCCCCGCUUUGAGUUGCACUGUUCGAGUGAUGUUGUCCACAUCAGAACCUGCUCAGACUCCUGUGCUGCUUUGAUGAAUCUCAUUCAGUACAUUGCAAGCUAUGGUGACUUACAUGCACCUGGCAAGGCAGAACGGAAGCCUGGAGGCCCUCAGAGAAAGUCCAAGGUAGGUUCUUCUGGUGGAUCAUCCUCACGCGGUCCUGUGCUUCCUGAAGCAGAUCAGCAGGUUUUACGGGAUCUGAUGAGUGAUGCUAUGGAGGAGGUCGACAUGCAGCAGACCACUUCAUCAAUAAAGCCACAGGCUAAUGGUGUUAUGGAUGAAAAAUCUCAAAUUCAAGAACCAUGUUGUUCGGACCUUUUCCUGUUCCCAGAUGAGAGUGGAAAUGUGUCCCACGAGCCUGGCCCCACUUACGCCUCAUUCACUCACCACUUGAUUAGCGAUGCAAUGUCAGGUGUGCCCACUGAAAACGAUGAUUUUUGCAUUCUUUUUGCACCAAAAGCAGCCAUCCAGGAGAAGGAAGAAGAGCCAGUCAUAAAAAUCAUGGUUGAUGAUGCAAUUGUGAUAAGAGACAACUAUUUUAGCCUACCUGUUAAGAAGACAGAUACCAGCAAAGCCCCAUUACACUUUCCCAUUCCUGUAAUUCGGUAUGUUGUUAAGGAAGUUUCUCUUGUGUGGCAUCUUUAUGGAGGCAAGGAUUUUGGGACAGUUCCUCCUACUUCUCCAGCUAAAAGUUACAUUAGUCCUCACAGUUCUCCUUCUCACACACCCACAAGACACGGACGGAAUACAGUAUGUGGAGGGAAAGGAAGAAACCCUGACUUUUUAAUGGAAAUACAGUUAAGCAAGGUGAAAUUUCAGCAUGAAGUCUACCCCACAUGCAAAGCAGAAUGCGAUUCUAGCCUCUUAGAACAGCCAGUCUCUCGGCAGGUGUUCAUUGUUCAGGAUCUUGAAAUUCGGGAUCGGCUGGCAACAUCACAAAUGAAUAAAUUUUUGUACUUGUAUUGCAGCAAAGAAAUGCCUCGCAAAGCUCAUUCCAACAUGUUGACAAUUAAAGCAUUACAUGUGCGCCCAGAGUCUGGCAGGUCACCACAGGAAUGCUGCUUGAGGGUAUCAUUGAUGCCACUUCGCCUCAAUAUUGACCAGGAUGCCUUGUUCUUCCUGAAGGAUUUCUUCACAAGUCUUUCUGCAGAAGUGGAGCUUCUACUGACUCCAGAUCCAGAAGUCAAAAAGUCUCCUGGAGCUGAUGUCACCUGCAGUUUGCCAAGGCAUUUGAGUAUUUCAAAGGAGCCAAAUCUAGUUCUUUCUUUCCCUGGGCCAAAACUUUCCCAAAACGAGAGUGCCAGUGCAGCGGAUGCAGUUAAUGGAGCGGAGGAAAAGGACUUCUCAGCCGAAGAAGCGUCAUUUAGUGAUCAGCCUGUGUUUUUUAGAGAAUUCAGAUUUACAUCAGAAGUUCCUAUUCGACUUGAUUAUCAUGGCAAACAUGUAUCAAUGGAUCAGGGUACGUUAGCUGGGAUUCUAAUUGGUUUGGCCCAGUUAAACUGCUCAGAGCUAAAGCUGAAGAGGCUUUUCUAUCGGCAUGGUUUGCUAGGUGUUGAUAAGUUAUUUUCAUAUGCAAUCACUGAAUGGCUCAAUGACAUUAAGAAGAACCAGCUACCAGGAAUCCUGGGAGGCGUUGGACCUAUGCAUUCACUGGUUCAGUUAGUGCAAGGCCUCAAGGACUUAGUGUGGCUACCCAUAGAGCAGUACCGGAAGGAUGGGCGCAUUGUCCGAGGGUUCCAGAGAGGCGCCGCUUCCUUUGGCACUUCAACGGCAAUGGCAGCUCUGGAGCUGACAAACAGAAUGGUCCAAACCAUACAGGCAGCAGCAGAGACUGCUUAUGACAUGGUGUCUCCUGGUACUCUUUCUAUUGAGCCCAAGAAGGUCAGAAGGUUUCCUCAUCACCGAUUAGCUCACCAGCCAGUAGACCUGAGGGAAGGUGUGGCCAAGGCCUACAGUGUCGUCAAAGAGGGAAUCACAGACACGGCUCAGACCAUUUAUGAAACAGCAGCUCGAGAACAUGAGAGCAGAGGGGUUACCGGUGCCGUGGGUGAAGUCCUGCGCCAGAUUCCCCCAGCAGUGGUGAAACCUCUGAUUGUUGCCACUGAAGCGACAUCAAAUGUGUUGGGUGGCAUGAGAAACCAAAUUAGACCAGAUGUUCGGCAAGACGAAUCACAGAAAUGGCGCCACGGGGAGGACUGGCAUUUCCAACGAGACUCCUUGUGAGGAGAGUAAGGGUAGAAUAAGGAGCCUAGAGCCCCAGUGGCAGCUUCAGAGGGAACUCAUUUAUUUUAUCGUGCUCAUCUCAGGAACAAAAGCAUUUUUUUUUUUAGUUAAAUAAUUUAACGUCAAAACAACAUGCAACCAAAAAUUCUGAUAUUUAGGACUAGUUUGGUAUUUGCCUAUAGAAGCGUUUGGUGGCUGGUGUCAAAGAUUGUUAAAGCAUUUGCUGCCAAGUUAGUGUAUUGCUUACUUUUAUUAAAAUGACUAUAAUUCUCCUUGUUGUAGACAGGAUUUCAUUGGAAACCUUCUUUUACAGCAUAGAGUGCUCAAAAAGCAUUGGAGCAUUCUAAAGCACUAUUUAUGUAGCUCUGAUGAGUUAAUUUUUCUCAAGGUUUAGAAAGAAACACAGCUUCAAAACUUUGGUUGAGAAUGAGAGAAGCCCCAGGGGACGCAAAGCAAAUAGGGCUUUUAAUAUGAUACCAGUGUGAAAACACAAGUCACCCUGCUGGGUUAGGUGUUCCCCACACUUGAGGUGUCAAGAGCAGCAUUCAUCCCAUUUACUCGGAAGAGCCUUCUGGAGCUUGGAAAAAGUGAAGUCACGGACAUAUUCUGUCCUGUUGCACUUUAAUCCUCUGUGUGUGUGUGUGUGUGUGUGUGUGUGUGUGUGUGUAUAGAUUAAUGCAAGUCAUGUUCUUUAUUCCUUAUUCUUUGUCAUUUACAAAGUUACACAAAACACGAAGAGGAGUAAACAUGCCUGAGAGCUUCUGGCAGACGGAAAUACCCAAGUGCAGUAGUUUCCUCUAAGUGAAAGUGGAAACGUGCAUUCUGUAAUGAACUGGGCCCAUGUAAUUGUUUGUUUAAUUUAAGCAGGUAUAGUGCAAGCUUGUUAGAAUGUGCGGGAAGGGAGAUUGGAAGUAGUUUUUACUCUUUGAAAAUUAAAUUAAAAAAUCCUCAAAACAUAUGCCCUAGUCAACUAAUUCAGAGUACCAUUUUUAUUUGGUUAACAGUGUACAUUUUGAUAACCUGUCAGGAAUGAAUAAAGUAUUUUCUAUUUAAAGAUAAAAUUGUUUUAUGCUUUAAUGACUAUUCUGCUUUUCAUAGAGCAUAUUCAUAAAUGCAGUACUUUGAUUUAGUCCAAAAUAUUUGGAAGUACUUAGUCAGAAUUGAUUGUGGUUGUUAUCAAGUAAAUGAUCCCCAAGGACCGAGAGAGGUCCCUGAUUGUGGAGUAUUGUCACCCAGCUUCUCAUUCCUAAUGUGUGGGAGUGGUUGCAGGGGAGUAUUGUCAAGGUGAAUUUGGAUUUUGGAAUUGUUUUUUCUUUUUGGGGGGGGUCAGAAAAUGAAAUUGAAUCAAUUUUAUUCUCUAAAUUUGUAAACAGGGAGGCAAUGCAAACCAAAAAUCCACACAUUCAGAAUUCAUAAAAGUGGUGUUACAUAGCAUUUAAAUUUACUUUUUUUCCUUUUUAUUGCUGAAAAACUUAGAAAGGCAAUGCUCAGAGUAACUACCUGCAAUUACCUGCUUGAGCAUCAUGGAACCAUUUGUAACUCUAUCCCUAUUAACAGUUCAUGUAGCCUGGCCCUGACCAACAUUAAGGUGAUGACACAGUGUACCACCAUGACAGUCCAGCCUCUGGGGUGUAUUUUGUUGCCUUGCUCACCAGCUCCAGUAUUCUGUUUGCCUUAAAAUAAACCAUGUUGUGUACCUGAUUAAUCAAGCUGAAAAACACUGGAUCAAACUUUAAAAUCUUUAAUCUCUUAAUCCAUAGUUAUACUUCAAUUUAAUUAAAUGUAAUACGGGGGAAAUAAUUAUCCUUUUCUUUGCCCUUGAGUUGUGAAUGGUUUAGUUGAAAAAGCUCAUUAACACAUAUGUCCUUUUGAUGGGUCUCUGCACUGCCUUCUGUCCCACCCUCCUGCCCCGCUUUGGGUGGGAUCACUGACUGGAACAAAAACUAUGUCUCUCAGAGGUUCAGUGUCAAGGGUCUGUUCAUAGUCAGUUCAGCCAAAAUGCUCUUCCCUUGAGCUGUUUGUGGAGGGCCUGUCUGUAUCUGAACAUGUGUAUGUUAACUAUCUCCUACUAAAGAGGGUCUUUCCAGACUUCCGUGUGAGGACACAGUGAGGAGAGUGCAGCAGGAUCCUUGGGUUACUGGAUCUGCAAGCCACCAAGCAGAUGACUUGGCCAACACACUUAGUUCUCCGAGUGAAGGUUUCUUUUGACCAAGCCCGAUGGGAAUUUGUGUGCACCUAUGCGAAUGGUGGCACAUGUCUGUGCCCCCUACAUUGGGAGGUGACCUUGAGUGGGAACUGUGACUCUGGUCACAUCACACCCUGUGCAGCUGUGGGCUACUCCAUAUCUCAGGCUCUCAGUGAUAUGUUUUUGAAUUGUCACUUUGCCUGCGUGUUGAGUCGGGAUGUGAUGCAUGCUGUUGCAUUGAGCCCCUUGCAGGUCUCCCCCAGGAGUCCAGGUAAGCAAGCUCCAUCAGGAUCUGCCAGGAGCCAUAGACUCCCACAGUGCUGUUGAGGUGACUGUGUUACAAGUAGGCAGCACAGACCAUAGCCAUAGCCAUGUAUUUCUCUUGAACUGACCAAUUUUACCUUCCUAUGUGUUCCCAUGUUGCUGGUAUUUACAAGUACAACAUCUAUUGAACUCUUUUUUUUUGGGGGGGGGUACCGAUUUAACCCAGGGGCACUAACCACUUAGCAACAUCCCUAGUCCUUUUUAUUUUGAGACAAGGUCUCAUUAAGUUGUAGAGCCUGGCUUCAAACUUGCGAUCCUCCUGCCUUAGCAUCUCGAGCCCCUGGGAUUACAGAUGUGCGCCACCAUGCUCAUCUGAACGUUGGCCUUUGACAAUAGAUAAAACUGUUUCUUUCAGACCCUGUGGCAGUAGACUUUCAUUUUAAUGAAAUUUGAGUACAACUUGGUUCUUGCUUAGAGAGAAUAUAUUUAACAGUGAUGUUUUUAUAUGCAAAAGUCACUUUAAGAAAAAAAAUCUUUCCAAGGAGCAGCAUGCCUACCAUGCAAAAUAGUAAUAAAGACCAGUGGUUUUUGUCCCCUGCCAUGUGCCACUUUUUAAGUGCUGUUGCAAUAUUUCUGGUUUUUAGGGAAUUGCUGUUGAACCUCAGAUGCCCUUUGACAUGGGUCCUUGGUACCUGUGUUCUCACCAAUGGAAGAGUUAAUUUUAAAUGCAGAAUCUACAUUUUCACUAAAUAGUUUUAGGAUUAACUAUUAAUUUUCUUAACAUUAAUGUAAAUAUUGUAUAUGUGAAAAGCUGGGGCUGGGAAUGUGGCGCGGUGAUAGAAUGCUUGCCUCAUGUGUGAACCCUGGAUUCAAUCCCCAGCCCAUGGAGGCUUAAAAAAGAAAAAAAAAAAAGCACUCAGUUUCCAUUUUCUCAUGACUGUGUGGAGUGAAUUCCCGAGGUUAUGGUUAAUGUGCUGAGCCAUGGGGUGCACACUCUUUCCUUUCCCUUCACAUCCCCUGGCCUCACCUGCAGCAGUAGAGAGAAUAGCUGAUUUUUAAAAUAUAUUUUUUAAUUCUAUCUAUACAUGACAGUAGAAUGCAUUUUGACACAUCGUACAUAAAUGGAGUAUAAUUUCUCAUUCUUCUGGUUGUUUGUGAUGUAGAGUUACACGGGUUAUGUAAUCAUGUUUGCACAUAGGGUAAUACUGUCCCAUUCAUUCUAAUCAUUUCUAUCCCUAUGCCCCCUCCCCUCCCUUCACACCCCUCUGUCUAGUCCAAAAUACGUCUGUUCUCCCCCGACGCCUUAUUGUGAAUUAACGGCUGCAUAUCAGAGAAAACAUUCAGCCUUUGGUUCUUUGGGAUUGGCUUAUUUUGCCUCUUAUAAUGAGGAUAGCCAAUGUACCUUGAAAAUAAGAGACUGUGCACACUCAUUUUGGACCUGCAAAUGCAUCAGCUGGAUAUAGCAACUGGCAUCCAAUACACAUUCAAGCAGGGAUUGGUGAUGCACACCUGUAAUCCCUGCAGCUCAGGAAGCUGAGGCAGGAGGAUCUCAAGUUCAGGGCCAGCCUCAGCAACUUAGUGAGACCCUGUCUCAAAAAGGACUCAGUGGUCGAGUGCCCCUGGGUUCAAUCCCUGUGCUUCAUGGCCUGCCUGCUUUUAGCUUAGUGCUUAAGAUUGGUGUGGGGCAAGCUGCUCCUUUAAUAGAUGUGAUGCCCAGUUGCAAGGCAGCUACUUCUAGUGAGGAAUUACUUCCCUUUUGUCAUGCUGUCUGCAAACUGAAGACAGAAAAGGCAGUCCUAUAAAAUGCCACCAUAGGCCUCUUUGGGGAUGAGAAAUUUGAGUGUCAGUUCACAUUUUGGAUGUUGGCGAAGGAGUUAGAGAUGUAUUUCCUCCUUGGACAGCCAUGCUGCUUUCAGGCACUGGCUUCCUAGUGAGUGCCAGAGUGCUGCUGUGUCUAGAGCUGGGGUGUGUGUGGCACUGGCUCAGGGUCACUCGUGCCUGGGGGAUCAAAAUAGCAGCCCCCAACGUGUUUCCUCUGCUGCUUCACCUGCAUUUUGUAGCUGUGGAUGGCUGCUCCUGAUUUCUGGUAGAUUGGCCUUGCCCUCUGUAGCCUGCCGCUCCGCUCACUCAGGACUCGAGGCUUUCUCAAGGAGAAAUUCGGAAGCGACACCAAAUUCAGCUUUUAUGUAGAUCCAGCCUGACUUAUUUUAGAGACUGAAUCACCACAAGGAUGAGAACGUUCAUGUAGAUAUUUACUGUCUUGGCUAAAUUUCCUAAUUAUCCUAAUUGUGUUAAUUAUGGAUGUGAAUACUUACAAGAAUACUGAUACUGUACAAGUAUUUUGGUGGAAAUGUAUCUUGUUAGUGUGUAUUUAAAAUAUGAAAUUAAGAAUACUCAAAAAAUUAAAA